Messenger RNA from Pelagomonas calceolata, 4427 nucleotides. NCBI's taxonomy places the organism in Eukaryota, Pelagophyceae, Pelagomonadales, Pelagomonadaceae. The record is from the annotation of a GenBank genome assembly.
CAACCGUUGGCAGCCGCUUGGCGCAUGGGAAACGGCGCAAGUGCGACGCCAAGCGGACGACACCAGACAACCUCGCGACGCGCACGGUCGCGCGCGGCGCCGCAGCAGCAGCGACUAGCGGCUAGAUAGCGGCUGCCCCGGCACCCAGCACAAGGGCUGCCCCACAGACCACCGGCUGCCCCAGCACCCAUCACAGCAGCGAACAACAUGGCCGCCGAAGACGAGGGCGACGGCCCCGUCGCCGCGUUGCUACGGGACGGCCUCGACGCCGAGGCGCCGGCGGAGCCCGCCGCCGCGCUGCGCCAGAGCGUCAACACGUCCUGGGACGCCUCCGCCGAACGGGCUGCCCUCCGCGACAACCUGAACGCCUACCUCACGCGCGAGGCCGCCGCCUAUUCGGGCAAGGAGAACCAGUGGAAGAACGCCCAGGGCGAGAAGUCCGAGCUCGCGGCCACGCAAGCUAAAUUGCUCCGCGAGGCCGAGGAGUUGAGAAGAAGGGAAGAGCUCGCGCUCGUCGCGAAGCGCGAGCGCGACGCGCGGGAGCAGGAUCGCAAGCGGGCUACCGAUGAAAGGGAAGCGGCCCUCGGGGCGCUGUCGCAAACGCUCGAGUCGCACUUUACGCGACUGGGCGCCGACGAAGCGAACGCCGCGCGGCGCCAGGCAGAACUGCGAGCGAGGAGCGACGAGGCCGCCGCGCGCCUCGAGGAGGUCAAAGCCCAGGACUUGCAGCGGAGGCAGGCCGCUGCGUGGCUCCGGGAAGAAAUGGUCCGUUCCGAGCUCGAACGCGAGGAGCGCGAAGCGGCCAUCGCCGCCACCGAAGCGACGCUUAGGGACGAACUGAAACGAGCCCGAGACGAACGGGAGGCCGCCGUCGCGACGCAGACGGCCGCGGAGGGCCGCCACGCGACGGCGCAGAUGCGGGAAGACGCCUGCUUGGAUAGGGAGGAAGCUGUUGAGAAACGAGAACUGGGCAUGGACGCCAUGGAGGCGUAUCUGGCCGCGCGCGAGGCCUUCGCGGCCGAGGACGAGCGCGCGCGCCAUACCCUUGCUCGAGAUGUUGAUGCGAGAGCCCACGCCAUCGCUGCUGCUGAUACGUUAUCAAAACAACGGCUCGCCGCCCUCGGCGCGAAGUCCGAGCAGCUCGCGGCGACGCGCGAUGACCUCGAGGCGCUGGCGCUGAAGGCGGACGAGCGGAGCCGCAUGGCGGACGACCGCGAGCGUCAGGCGCAACUCGCUGAAGAACGUGCGAAGGAGGAGCAGGCGCGGGCGCUGGCGUUGCUCGCCGAAGCCGAGGCGAAGCGGCGCGAGGCCGAGAAGGCGCUGGAGGACGCCCUACGGGAAGCCGCGAGGAAGGCGGAAGAAGCUCUGGAGAAGCGCGAGGCGCUGGACCGCGAGGCGGAGCUUGAGAGAAGGCGGUUGCUGGAACUCGCCGAGGCGAAGCGACGAGACCUGGAAAAGCAGUACGCGGACGAGCUGCGAAAGGCGUCGGACGAGGCGGCGGGAAAGCGGAAGCAGCUGGAAAAUGAUAUUUUGAAAAGAAUGGACAAGUUGGAUGAUCUGAAGAAGGAGCACGAGGAGAAGAUCGAGAGCGAGAGAGCUAGGUUGCACGACCUCGCGCGCCACGGCGAGGAGCAGCGGCGCGAGAUGCUCAAGGACGUGUCUGAGAGAGCAAAAGACGUCGCGGCGCGCGAGGAGCGCGUGCGGACGCAGAAGCCGCGCAUCAUCACGCAGACCGUGACUCAUCAUAAAGAACAACCUUCUCUUGGCGCGUUUGGGUCGUACGAGCCCGCGGCGUCGCCCGCGCCCACGCGGAGCCCACCACCGUCGUAUGGGGCGCAGCCGACGCCGGCCGCGGACCCCUUCACGGAUCCCUACGACGUCGCCGAGGCGAAAGCUGAAGAUCUCUAUGUCGAGGGCGAGACGCAGGAGGUGGUGCCCCAGCGGAAGCCGCGCAUCGGGUUGGGUGCUCUCGCGAAAUUAGGUGGUGCGGCGUCGCGGGCUAGGAAGGCCGCGGCCAAGAAGGCGCGCGAGGCCGAGGAGCGGGCGAAGAAGGAGGCCGAAGCGGCCGCGGCGAAGGAGGCUGCUGCGAAACGCGAGGCCGAGGAGGCCGCGGCGCGGGAAGCCAAAGCGCAAGCGGAGGCGGCCGAAGCCGCUCGUGCCGAAGAGGAGGCCAAGCGCUUGGCCGAAGAAGCCGCGGCCCGGGAAGCCGCCGCUCUGAAGGCGGCCGAGGAGGCGGCCCGUGCUGAAGAGGAAGCCAAGCGGGAGGCAGAGGCCGCCGCUGCGCGCGAGGCCAAGGCCCAGGAAGAGGCGGCCGAAGCGGCUCGUAAAUUGGAGGAGUUGAAGCGCCAGGAGGCGGACGCCGCGAGAAUCGCCGAGGCCGAGGCCCUGGCCAAAGAAGCUGCUGAGAAGGAACGGAAGGCCCAAGAAGCAUCCGACGAGGCCGACCGCAUCGCUGCCGAGAAGGCCGAGGCGGAAAGGAUCGCGCAAGAGCGUGCUGACGCCGAGGCGAAAGAGAAGGAGGAGGCUGAUAGGAUCGCUGCCGAGAAGGCCGAGGCGGAACGUCUGCUGAAGGAGCAGGCCGAGGCAGAAGCUAAAAAGUCAGACGAGGCAGACCGGCUCGCGGCAGCAGCAGCUAAGGCCUCCGACGAUGCCGACAAGGCUCAGAAGGAGGCUGAAGAAAAAGCCGACGAGGCGGAGGAAGCCGUCGAGCGGGAGACUGAGGGCGAGGGUAUUCUACCAGCUGCACGCACGAUUGGGUUGGGCGCCGUGGAGCAGCUCGGCGGCGUGCAGCGCUCCGUACAACAUCGCGCGCGUUCGCCGCCGGCGCCCACGUCCCCUUACGCGGGCGCUGAAGCUUAUACCUUGGCCUAUUCGGGCGCCCCGCCGUCGCAGAUCCUGGCCGGGGCGCCGCCGCCGUUGCCGCCUCCGGUUCGGAACCCGACGGGGCCGACCAGCGCCCGAGAGAACGCGCUGGAAGCAAGGGAGCUGGCUUUGGAAGAGAGGUUGCGCUACGUCGAGGCCAUGCUUGCGGCAAAAACGAGGAUGGAGGGGAGUGUCUCGCGUGGAGCUGCUUCCCGCCACCCCUGGAUCGAGCCUCGAUCCGCGGAACCGCCCGCGCCGGGCAACGACGCCGGCGAGGUAGUGGCGUGGUGCCGCCGUGUCGGUGAGGCGUUAAAUUCGCAGCAGCUGGCGGCCCACGACGCCGUCAAGCACGCGCACCACCAGAUCAAGCUGACGGCCGCGCCGGCGUCGGGCGGCAACGCCUGGGCGUUAUUACCGAGGGACGUGCGCCACGCGCUUCGGGAUGCUGUCCAGCAGGGCGAUGCCGUAAGAAGAGCCGUCACGGACCUGCAGGCGGUUCUUGUGAGGAGAUUUUUAAGAUUAUGCUCCCAGAAAGACGGCCAUGAGCCUGACUCGGCCCUGAAGGAUGCUUUAAGGGUAGUGCGCGGGGCCGCUUCCAGGGAAGUUGUGAGACGAAAGGCGCUGUGCGCGGCGUUGCAUGAUGCCCAGUACAAGGCCGCAGAGGGGGUACUGAAAAGAAUUCGGGACCGACCACCGUCGGCUUCUGUCGCUAGAGAUCUCUUCCGGCUACGAAAGAACCGGUUCGACGCUUUGAGGUUGCGAACGCCGGCGGCCAAAGCAAGGUUCGCCGCAGCGACGGCGAAGUGGAGCUCGGCUGAGUUCCGCCGGUUGCUCAGACAACUCGCGCUGCAGUUCAACGGCGACCGCGCGCGGGCUUUCCCGGGGGGUGGUGCCUCGUCGCUAGAGCCGGGUGUGUUCUACGGUUUUGAGGAUGCUGCCCAAGCUCACGCCCCGGCGCCGAGAGUGGAGUGUAGGUUCGACGACGACGGCGACGACGGCGGCCACGCGAACCGGGCCGCGCUCGUGUUCCAGAGCCCCAAGGAUCUCGUGAACUGCUUCGAGGCGCUCGAGAACGACGGCCGAUUGGACAUCGUGGCGGUGUCGAACGGCUUCCUAAACUCGCUCAAAGAUGUCGCCGACGAGAACACGAAGCCGACGCUAGCUCCUGUGUGGAAAUCAACGAAUGAGUUAGCCGGGGACAACGUCGCAUCGAUGGCGUGAGGCGCCUGAAAUUUGAUUUCCACACAGGUCAGCUCCCCAUGAGGUCGCGCUCGCCGUCGACUUGUUGCGGCAAGGUAUCCUCUGCGACGUUCGACUUAGACUCAGGGCGCUGGAGCGGCCCCAGCGCCACCUCGGCUCGCUGGCAUUCUUAGCGGACGCGUCGACGCACGAGGAGAUCCUCCUACCCAUCUGGCCCGACGUGUGCCACUACGACGGCUGGUCCCCCAACAUCAGCGCGCGGGACCGCGUGCCGACGGUGGCGAAGAGCGUGGACUUCGCGCCGCGCGACUACCGGAAACCUGCUAGGUGGGGGCAGACGAACUAAGUUUUGGUCGUUACUAGAA